CUUUUUUCUCUAUAAAAACCAUGUCUUGCUAGCUGUUAAAAGAGGGGUCGAGAGAAGAAGGCACCUUUUUCUUACGGUCUUGUUUAAGUCCCUUUCCUACUAAUCAUCAACCUCUCCAAUCUGCAGCCAUGGAGGCAAUGCUGAGAUCUUUCAUAGCUCUUAUGCUCUUUACUCUCAUGCUUUCCCACAUUCCAGCGGAGGUCUCGGCCACAACCAUGACCCUUUACAACAAGUGCACACAUCCAGUUUGGCCAGGCAUCCAACCAGGCGCAGGCAAGCCCAUCUUAGCCCGUGGUGGCUUCAAGCUCCAACCAAACAAGGCCUACUCUCUCCACCUCCCUGCUCUCUGGUCCGGCCGCUUAUGGGGCCGCCACGGCUGCACCUUCGACGCAUCUGGCCGCGGCCUCUGCGCCACUGGUGAUUGUGGUGGUUCACUCUUCUGCAACGGUCUAGGUGGAGCCCCACCAGCCACACUAGCAGAAAUAACUCUUGGAAGCGAACAAGACUUCUAUGAUGUAAGCCUUGUUGAUGGUUACAACUUGGCCAUUUCUAUCACACCCAUUAAAGGAUCAGGCAAAUGCAGCUACGCUGGGUGUGUUAGCGACCUCAACAUGAUGUGCCCAGUUGGGCUUCAAGUUCGGUCCCAUGAUAAUAGAAGAGUUGUGGCUUGUAAGAGUGCUUGCUUUGCGUUUAAUUCUCCGAGGUAUUGUUGUACUGGGAGCUUUGGAAGUCCUCAGGCUUGUAAACCCACAGCAUACUCUAGGAUUUUCAAGGCUGCUUGUCCUAAGGCUUACUCUUAUGCUUAUGAUGAUCCUACUAGCAUUUCUACUUGCACUGGUGGCAACUAUUUGGUCACAUUCUGCCCUCACCACCGUUGAUUAAUCAGAUCAGAUGCUUAUAGUUAAUUGCUGAUAUAGUAAUAUGCUAGUUCGUUUUGUUAUUGGUGUUUGUGUUGGUUAGUUUAUGUGUGUUGUAGCUAAUUUGGAAUAGUGGAAACUUAUAUUAUUAUUGGUUCUGCUCUCUGUUUACUUGCA
This is a messenger RNA of Quercus robur (English oak), 1034 nucleotides long. Its product is annotated as thaumatin-like protein. Lineage: Eukaryota; Viridiplantae; Streptophyta; Magnoliopsida; Fagales; Fagaceae. The coding region runs from base 129 to 878 and encodes 249 amino acids. The record is from RefSeq and is a predicted model, not a curated record. Gene Ontology annotation, biological process: defense response. The transcript is spliced from 2 exons. Gene Ontology annotation, cellular component: extracellular region.